Messenger RNA from Syzygium oleosum, 2408 nucleotides. RefSeq lists its product as uncharacterized. The transcript is spliced from 9 exons. NCBI's taxonomy places the organism in Eukaryota, Viridiplantae, Streptophyta, Magnoliopsida, Myrtales, Myrtaceae. The record is from RefSeq and is a predicted model, not a curated record. The coding region runs from base 174 to 1892 and encodes 572 amino acids.
GGCCCAGAUGGAACUCAAGUGUAGGCCCGUUCCCUUCCAAAAUCUCUCUCCUCGCGCGCUCAUAUUUUCCAAUCCGAUGCCCUUCCGGGAAAUUUGAAAUUCCCCCAAAUUCAUUUUCCCGGGAAAGUGAAAAAUAGAAAAGAAAACACCCCACGAAAUGAGCGAGCGGAGAGAUGGCGGAGAUGGCCGCCGCUGGCGGCGACGCGAGGAGCACGACGAUAUGCUCCAUCUGCUUCGAAGAUCUGAAGCCCAUCGUCGAAGACCUCCAGGCCAUCCCCAUCUGCGGCCAUGUCUUCCACGAGCUCUGCUUGCAGCAGUGGUUCGAGUACUGCCCCAGCACGAGGAAGCGGAGCUGCCCCAUCUGCAAGCAGGCUUGCCAGGCGAACAAGGUCUGCCGGCUCUACUUCCAAUCCGUCGGCGACGCGAGCGAUGCCGCCGCUCCUCCUCCUCCUCCGCCGGCGUCGCGCGGACUCGAGGUCGAUCCCGAGGUGUUGCGCGUGGAGGUGAGGAGACUGGAGGCGAAAGCGUCGGGGCUCGUUUCUGCUAUGGAGCAUCAGGCCAAGGAUCUCGCACAGCUCAACGAGGAGCUUUGCCUUUCCAAGGAACUGGCAAAAAGGGAGGCGGCACUGAAGGAUGAUGUCUUAAAACAAAAAGCUUCCAUUCAGCGGUUGCUUCAUUUGAAAUCUGAGGAGCUUGAUAAGACCACUUUGGAAUGCUUAAGGUUGCAAGAAAGAAACAUGGCAUUGGCUAAAGAGCUUGCCGCACUUAAAUUGGUGUCUGACUUGGACUUGGAGGAAGGUGAAGUCCUAAAGCUUGCCAGUCUGGGUAACGAGGGCAACACCAGAGAUACCAUAGACAUCCUUAGAAAGUCCUUAGUCAUACGAAAUCAGAGUUAUAAAGAAUUGAUGGCUAAGUGCAAUGUUCUUGGGAGAGGAGAGGCUCGUUCAACGCGGAAGCUUGAGAAGGCAAAAGAAAAGAUAAGUAAAUUGAAGAUCAGGGUCCAAGAAUUAGAAGCAUCUAUUGAAGCAAAAGAUAAUGAAGUCCUGAGGUCUCUGAAGCAAAAGAGACAUAAAUCUGAUGCUACCAAUCAAAUUGAAGCUACCUGUUAUACAACUUCAGCAGUAGGAAAAUCGUCCCCUGAAGAUCAAUCAGCGCCAGCCCCUGUACCAUUGCCAGACUCUAAUUUAUUUGGUAAAGUUUCAAAGUCAGAUGCUUCUUUGGCAAAAGAAGGUUUCAGAACCGUGAGAAAUGUGGGUGCAAAUAACAAUGGACCGAGUUCCAUUACCUCAAGACAAGUCGACGCAUUCAUUUUUAUCAACGAGGAUGCCUCAGAACUUCCUCAGCCUGGUGCAAACAAUGUCAUCAAUAAAAAUGAAGUAUUUAAAUCAGAGAACUCUUCUUACUUUAAUCAGGAAGUUGUGGCGCCUAAAGCAUCAAAUAUCCCCACUGACAGUGGAUCUCAUAAGGUGGAUAUUGUCACCAUAGAUGAUGAUGUGGCAAUUAUGAAUGACCAUAACCUAGGCCAGCCAGUGCUGAACAUUAGAAAAGAGACUUCCCCGCAGCUUCCGCUUGGCAGGCCAGGAGGAAUAUGUUUUUCCGGUGGAUUGCUUGCUCCAGAUGGAACAACAAGGUAUUUGGGAAAAUGGUGUAAGCGGGGACAGAGUGAGACAUUGAAGGCCGUGCAGAGCUCAAGCAUCAGUAAUGGUGGUCUAAUAGCUGUCGGAUCUGAUGGAAGAGGUGGUAGAAUCAAAGCCCUGAGGUCUUCCAUGCAAACUUCAGUGGAUGGUAAGGAGAUGCCAAUGAAGAGAUGCAAAUCUGAAUCCAAGACAAAUAUCUCUCAAUCGAAACCAUGCUUGCAAAUAGAACACUUCUUUGCAAAGACGAGUCACUAAGUACACUUACUGAUGCAUGGGUACAUUUUGGCGAGGUUCCUGUGGUCGAGCAUGCAAGGUAAAAGCUCGAUUCCUUGGACUGUGCUCUAAAUGGCACUAAGUUGCACGAUUGCGCACUCAUUAAGUGCCACUAUUGUUCGGAAAAAAAGAAGUUGCGAGCAUGGUAAAAACUCGAUUCCGUUUGAAGUGCUCUGAAUGGCAGCAAAGUUGCAUUAUUGUACAGCUGGUGAUCGAAGAAGACUCGUGUUUCAUAAGGAUUUGACAAUAGUGACUCAUUUUUCCUGCAAUCUCAUUUUGUCUCCAUUGAUUCGCGGUUUAUAGCAUGCCAUCAACUGUCCGAAGAACUACACCAAUCUGCCUUGUCGCUUCCCAUGAAAUAGUACAGCGCUUGCAGAUGGGAAGAAUACUUGGAGGCUGUGAAUCCAAAAGUAGAUUUAGAGUUAGCAGUCUUCACAGCCGGAACAAUUUGCUUUGUUGUCAUUAUGGAGGUUUCGUUAGUCUUUGGGAUAUAUUUGA